Messenger RNA from Miniopterus natalensis, 1107 nucleotides. RefSeq names its product ALG5 dolichyl-phosphate beta-glucosyltransferase (gene ALG5). The record is from RefSeq and is a predicted model, not a curated record. Gene Ontology annotation, biological process: protein N-linked glycosylation. Gene Ontology annotation, cellular component: endoplasmic reticulum membrane. Lineage: Eukaryota; Metazoa; Chordata; Mammalia; Chiroptera; Miniopteridae.
CGGCGUCUGCAGCUGGGCCAUGGAGGAUGGCUUCGCUCCCGCUGCAGCUGGUGGUGCUCGGCGCGGUGCUCUGUGUGCUGCUGGUGGCCGUAGCCCUGAUACUGAUUUCCUUUGUUGCAUUUAUAACUGCUACGGAAAUGCCACCCCUUCAUCGACAUGAAGAAGAAAAGUUCUUCUUAAAUGCCAGAGGACAGAAGGAAACUCUACCCAGCAUAAGGGACUCACCUACUAAACAACUUUCUAUUGUCGUGCCUUCAUACAAUGAAGAAAAACGGUUGCCUAUAAUGAUGGAUGAAGCUCUGGGCUAUCUAGAAGAGAGACAGAAACAAGAUCCUACUUUCACUUAUGAAGUGAUAGUAGUUGACGAUGGCAGCAAAGACCAGACUUCAAAGGUAGCUUUUAAAUAUUGCCAGAAAUAUGGAAGUGACAAAAUACGAGUGAUAACACUGGUGAAGAAUCGUGGGAAAGGUGGUGCUAUUAAAAUGGGUAUAUUCAGUUCUCGAGGAGAAAAGAUCCUUAUGGCAGAUGCUGAUGGAGCCACAAAGUUUCCAGAUGUUGAGAAAUUAGAAAAGGGACUUAAUGAUCUACAGCCUUGGCCUGAUCAAAUGGCUAUUGCAUGCGGAUCUCGAGCUCACUUGCAAAAAGAAUCAAUUGCUCAGCGUUCUUACUUACGUACUCUUCUCAUGUAUGGAUUCCAUUUCCUGGUGUGGUUCCUUUGUGUCAAAGGAAUCAGGGACACACAGUGUGGGUUCAAAUUAUUAACUCGAGAAGCAGCUUCGCGGACGUUUUCAUCUCUACAUAUUGAACGAUGGGCAUUUGAUGUAGAACUGCUAUACAUAGCACAGUUCUUUAAAAUUCCAGUAGCUGAAAUUGCUGUAAAUUGGACUGAAAUUGAAGGUUCUAAAUUAAUUCCAUUUUGGAGUUGGCUACAAAUGGGCAAGGACCUACUUUUUAUACGACUCCGAUAUUUGACUGGUGCUUGGAGGCUUGAACAAACCAGGAAAAUGAAAUAGGUUAUUUGCCAUUUGCCAUCUUUGAUUGUAUUAUGUAUUAUUGUGACAUUAUUUCAUUUGAAUUAAAACUUUAAAUAAAGCAGGAAUAAACCUA